AUGGAUCCUGGGUGGCAGCCUUACCAAGAUCCUUUGAUGAGCCACCCUGCGCAGUUCAAUACUGCGUUGGCAUCUCAUCCCCAGCAGCUAGCCUCGAAAUACGGUCAGCCACCACAGUCACAGCCGCCCGCCGGAUACACGUACGAGACAUUCCAGACUCCCGGCACGACAUCUAAAGCCCCUUCGACCGGUUCAAAUUCCAAAACCGUCUCCAUGGCUUCCUCCCCCACCGCCACACCACGUACUCGGGAUUAUGUCACCGAUGCGGAUACUACCAUGGAGGACGCUGACCCGUACAACCGGGCGAAGUACCCCUCGAGGCCAAACCACAAUCGCGCCUCGUCACAAUUCUUGAAUCAGGCAGAAGAAUCAUCGGCUGCCCGCAGAUACUCUCCGGGGCAUGUUCUUUCGCCGCCGAUGUCAUAUCCCACCAGUCCUGGGAAGUCCCAAGGCUCCUAUGGAUUCCCAUCCGGUCCCCAAAGUGCUUCCCGCCGGUCCCCUGCGAAACCAGAAUAUGCAUCACCACCACAAGGAUAUCAAUCGCCGCCAUCCAACCGGGCCCCUAGACUUCCUCCCCUUCAAUCCGGCGACCUCAGCCCAGACCAGUACUACCCACCAUCCGCAUCUUCACACAUGAGUCCAGGCUUUGGUCCAGGGUCGCGAUCACCGCGAUCCGGCUCGCUGCCAUCUCAGGCCCCUCCAGCGCCCGGUCGCGGUCCUGUGCCCAAGUUCCAAAAGAUCCAGUCUGUGCAGGAACUGAAGCCGCGCAUGAAUCCGCUUCAAUCGUUGACAACCCACCUCCCGGCCACGUACCGGAUAUGCAACCCUGGCUUCAACUAUGAGUCUUCGAGAAACCCACGACGAGUAUUGACCAAGCCCAGCAAAGGAGUUAAGAAUGACGGGUAUGACAAUGAGGAUAGCGAUUACAUCCUUUAUGUCAAUGAUAUCCUUGGAAGCGAGGAAGCCGGUCACAAAAAUAGAUACCUCAUUCUCGAUGUUCUAGGUCAGGGUACCUUCGGCCAAGUCGUGAAAUGCCAAAACUUGAAAACGGGAGAAGUGGUGGCUGUCAAAGUUAUCAAGAACAAGACUGCUUACUUCAACCAGAGUAUGAUGGAAGUUUCUGUGUUGGAUCUGCUCAACAGCAAAUAUGACAAGAACGAUGACCACCAUCUGCUUCGUCUCAAGGACACAUUCAUCCACCGUCAGCAUUUGUGUCUCGCAUUUGAAUUGCUCAGUGUCAACCUUUAUGAGUUGAUCAAACAAAAUCAAUUCCGUGGAUUGAGCACUACCCUUGUCCGGGUGUUUGCCCAGCAAUUGCUAAAUGCCUUGAGCUUGUUGAACAAAGCGCAUCUGAUUCACUGUGAUCUGAAGCCAGAGAAUAUUCUCCUGAAAAACCUCGAGAGCCCGAUUAUCAAGGUCAUCGACUUUGGCUCUGCAUGCGAUGAACGCCAGACUGUCUACACUUAUAUUCAAUCGCGAUUUUACCGAUCUCCAGAAGUCCUAUUGGGUUUGCCGUACUCAUCUGCCAUUGACAUGUGGUCUCUUGGGUGUAUCGUGGUGGAACUCUUUUUGGGCCUACCUCUGUUCCCCGGCUCUUCGGAAUACAAUCAAGUUUGUCGGAUCGUUGAGAUGCUAGGUAUCCCGCCAACAUGGAUGCUGGAGAUGGGCAAACAGUCGGGAGAAUUUUUCGAAAAGACACAGGACGAGUUUGGAAGAAAGACGUACCGCCUCAAGAGCCUGGAGCAGUAUUCCCGAGAACAUAACACGAAGGAACAACCAAGCAAGAAGUAUUUCUCGGCCUCAACACUGGAGGAGAUUAUCCGAAGUUACCCAAUGCCACGGAAGAACAUGAAACAAGCAGAGGUCGAUCGAGAACUGAACAAUCGGAUUGCUUUCAUCGACUUUGUGCGGGGACUCCUGUCAAUCAACCCUCUCGAGAGAUGGUCACCUCAACAAGCCAAGCUGCACCCGUUCAUCACCCAGCAGAAGUUCACUGGGCCAUUCAUGCCACCAAUGAAUCUCAAGUAUUCGACGGCCAAUAAGCCAGCUCCGGGGGUUCAACAGCAACAGCAGGCCGAAGCUGCUAGCAAACAAAGAGCAGCUCAGGCGGCGCAUGCGCAAAAUGCCUAUGCCGUGCAGAUGAACCAAUUCCAUACUCCACCUCAGCCUCCACCUCAAGCCCCGCCCAUGUACAAUGGCAUGUACCAACAAGGUGCACCGCCUCCUCCAUACCCUACCCAGCAGCCACCUGGCUACGGUCACCAAAUGGGAAUGAUGCCAGGCAACCAGGUACCCCCUCAAAGUCUCUACGCACAGGCGACUACGCGAGCAGGCCGUCAACGAGCAUCUACCAUGGAUCCCAACGGAGGAAUCCCAACUACCAUCCAACGAGUCGCUAGCCACCUGGAUCCGAACGCACCGAUUCGAUUGCAGCCCAGCCCUGCGUACUAUCCACCUCCUCCUGACGGGUACGUCGAUGCUAACGCCAGUCAACGGCGUCGUGGGAGCCGAGCGGGCAAUGGAAACGGGAACCAACGCAACCGGGAUUUCAUUCGCACUCUCGAAGACGGGGUGCUCAGCGAAGGAUACAUAGGCCAGAACCAGUGGCACUAG
Penicillium crustosum is the source of this 2613-nucleotide messenger RNA. RefSeq names its product putative protein kinase Yak1. Gene Ontology annotation, cellular component: nucleus; cytoplasm. Gene Ontology annotation, biological process: peptidyl-serine phosphorylation; peptidyl-threonine phosphorylation. Gene Ontology annotation, molecular function: protein serine/threonine kinase activity; protein tyrosine kinase activity; ATP binding. The coding region runs from base 1 to 2613 and encodes 870 amino acids. Lineage: Eukaryota; Fungi; Ascomycota; Eurotiomycetes; Eurotiales; Aspergillaceae. The transcript is spliced from 8 exons. The record is from RefSeq and is a predicted model, not a curated record.